AUGUCUCUUAAGGAAGACACUCUCAACAGACAUCUUCAAGACAGUAAAACCAGCUCCCACAUGACUUCAGAAGUAAAGGAAAACGUUAAAAGGACUACAAAACCUUCCGUCGAAGAAGUAUGUGAAAGACUAGUCGAAGUUGCACUUGCAGGCAAUGCUAGUAUGAAAAAGGAUAAAGACAAUGUGAACAAAAACAAAAGUGAUGAUAUUAUAAUCUCCGAUAAACCUGCACUUUCAGCCCAAACCGCGAAUAUUUUACGUCUAGGACCAUCUAGAAGCACAAAUACUAAUAGCAAUAACAACGUAGUAAAUACACGAUAUGGCGGUGAUGCUACCACUGAUGUUUAUUCUGGAUUUGAGCAUUCGAAUGCAACUACAACAGCCAGAAGUUCCAACUCACUAUUUGGAUCCGAAAUUUCUUAUAGCGAUUAUUUUUACGAUAACCAGAAUGCGAAAGUGAAGAUUGAAAAUUAUGACAUCACAAAACCAAAGAUCAACGAAAGACAAGUAUCUCAAAACAACAAUAUUGCUACGAGCUCUUCAAUUGUUAAUCCUUAUGAUCGUUAUUUCUCAUUUCGGUCAAACGAAUUAAAUCAAUCGUCAUCGAAAGUGGUGCACUCCACACCUGUUAAUCCUUCUACAUAUCGCGUCCCGACUCAACCCCAAAAUGUGAUUAAAAAGCCGACCUCAAUCUGCUGUUUAUGCGACAACGGAAACGUUCGCUUGAUUCCCUGUGAACAUAGGAUGUGCGAAUCUUGUGUCCACAUAUUGCGUUCGAACACUGUCAAAAGUUCUUCAAAGACUCAUUCCGAAUGCCCGAUUUGUGAAGCGACAAUCACGGAAUUCAAAAAAUUAUCUCAAAGUGAUUCAAGAAUGAGCAAGAUUAAUCGGACACCAUCUAAAUCAGAAGAAUUGCAAAACGUAUACAAACAACAACAGCAACAAGAUACUUCGCGACGGACAGUACAACAACAAGAAUCAAAUUCUAAUCACCCGGAAUCCAAUAAUAAUUCUUAUCCAACACCUCCGAAUUCAGAUGAAAAAACUCAAACUGUAUUAAAUCGCCUUGAAGAAGAUACAACGCGCCCGAUUUCUUGGGCUUUUCCUGGCUAUACACCGCCGCUUAUUCCUCGUUCUAAUCAAACAUUAGUGAAUAAUAGGCCGCAACAAAUCGCAUUUAUGGAAUUAAGCAAAUCUGCAACGCCUUUCAAUUGGCCAGUUGUGAAAAUUAACAAUAUACCCUGGGAUGUUUCAGCAAAGGACAUCAAGAACUUUUUCUCAGCAUUCCAAUUGCCCGAUCCUUCGAAAUAUGCACAGUCCAUUCACAUAAUAAUGGAUCGGAAUACCGGAAAAACUUUAUCUGAAGCCUUUGUCGAGUUUGUCACGUCUGCUGAUACUGAUCGAGCAGUAGAUAUGCGCAAUAUGAAACCUAUGAAAGGACGGCUUAUUUCGUGCACGCGAUCUUCUCAAGAAGAAUUAAUGAAAGCUGUUUUCCCGAAAUGGAAAGGAAGCUUUUACGGAUGUAAUGCAGUGGUCACUGCCGAGGUGAGGGAAAAGGGAGCAAACAAGCCUGUGUCGACUAUUCCUUUCGUCACGAGAGAAGAGAUGAAUUCUUUAUUAGUGGUUUGUCGAAAUUAUAAGCUUCAUUUCUCCCGUAAAUGCGCAGAGCGUCCAUUCGAAAAUAUUAUAAGCGUUCUAGUGAAGUUCCCUUUUCAUCAAAGUGAUCUUUACACUACUCUACAGCGCGAUCUUUUGUUUGAAAUGCUAAAACUCGCGAUAGAAUCGCUCAAGAUUCAUUUAAGUAAGGAGUACCAUCGAAUCGAAGAAACAUUGCUCGAGCGUAUGUUACGUGCCGGAAUCCUAACACCCGUCUUUACUGAACGACAAAAAUUGAUGAUUGUUCAAGUAACUGGAUUAGAAAUUCCUACAGACCUUCAUGAUCGUUUGACUCCUCUUAGGAAAGAAGACGAAGAAAAAGAAGCGCAGAUUCCUGACAAUACAUUAGAAAACGUGAAUUCGUCAUCAACGACUUUUAUGCCUUCGAGUAAUAAAAUUUUUCAAUCAUCUCCGAAAUACAAAUCACCUCCACGUGAAUACAUCCCGAAAUAUAAUGGAGUGUUUGAUCCUUUCCGAGAUGAUCACGAGAUUAAACCAACACUUUAUAGAGAUGCACCACAAUCGUCAAGCACUUCAUCUGCACCUUCUUUCAAUUCUUACUUGCUUCCAAAUCCUCAAUCACCAUCAUCUUUUCUGUACGGAGCCUUUCAACCAUUCUAUCCAGGAACUGACUUUCUAAAUCGUUCUAAACAAAUAUGGGGUUGGCCGAAACAAGUCAAUAUGUCAUCAUCAUCAACAACGGAAAGAACCACCACUUCAUCUCUGCAACAAUUAAAUCGAGAUCAAAGCCUUUAUUUCGAUACUGGAAAUAACCCCUUCUUUGUUAAAGAUUUCGAUGGAUAUUCACAGGAGAGAUAA
This is a messenger RNA of Ambispora gerdemannii, 2475 nucleotides long. The record is from the annotation of a GenBank genome assembly. Lineage: Eukaryota; Fungi; Glomeromycota; Glomeromycetes; Archaeosporales; Ambisporaceae.